GCACGCACCAAGGCCAAGCAGCAAGCUCCCACCUUAUCGAGGGAACUUCAACGGCCGUUGCCGCAUCAAUGGCAAUGAAGUUUGCAAGGGCGGCAUCGGCUAGGGGGCUGCUGAGAUGGCAGUCACCAUUGGCCCGACCAAGAAGCUGGGUAUGCCACUCUUGCCGGAGCAACGUCGCCGCCGUCAUGUCCCGGCGUUUCUCAUCGGAACCACCACAACCACUACAGCAGCUGCAACCAUCACCUACACUAGCUUCACCAUUUUCACUAGAUGAUAAGCCCUACUAUGUCACGACGCCUAUUUUCUAUGUCAAUGCCGCGCCGCACAUCGGGCACAUGUACUCGAUGGUGCUGGCCGACGUGUUCAAGCGAUGGCAAACCCUGCUGGGCAACCAGGCCUUCUUUUGCACCGGCACCGACGAGCACGGCAUGAAGGUGCAGCAGGCCGCCGCCCUCGCCGACAUGGACCCCAAGCGACUCUGCGACGAGAACGCCGAGAAGUUCGAGGAGCUGGCAAAGUUCUCCCGCAUCGACUACGACCGUUUCAUUCGCACCACCGACCGCGACCACGUCCAGGCUGUCGAGCACUUUUGGUUCCUGCUGCGGGAGAAGGGGCUCAUUUACGAGACCAAGCACGAGGGCUGGUACAGCGUGAGCGACGAGUGCUUCUACCCGGAGUCGCAGGUCGUUAAGCACCAGGAAAAGUUCACGGGCGUCGUGUACAUGGCCUCGGCCGAGACCAAGAACAAGGUGGAGUGGGUCGAAGAGAAGAACUAUUGCUUUCGUAUGACGGAGCUCAAGGACAGGCUUCUCGACUUCUACGAGAAGAACCCUGGGUGGAUCGAGCCGGCAUACCGCAUGAACGAGGUUGUCGACUGGGUCAAGAACCACUUUGAAGACCUUUCCAUCUCCCGACCGGUUCAGCGGUUGAACUGGGGAAUCCGGGUUCCCGACGACCCAUCACAGACCAUCUACGUCUGGGUUGACGCUUUGAUCAACUACAUCACCGCAGCCGGCUUCCCCGACUGGCCCCCCGGGGAGUCGCACAAGGGUGGCUGGCCUGCCGACGUCCAUAUCGUCGGUAAGGAUAUCCUGCGAUUCCAUUGCGUCUACUGGCCGGCGCUGCUCAUGGCCCUGGAUCUUCCGCUGCCGAAGAAGGUACUGGUCCAUUCGCACUGGACACUGAACAACACAAAAAUGUCCAAGUCGGUCGGUAAUGUAGUCAAUCCGCUGUACGCUAUCAACCGGUGGGGGGUCGACACAACCCGCUUCUAUCUCCUGGCUGAAGGCGGCAUCGCCGACGAUGCGAACUACUGCAACGACACCCUGGUGGUCAAGUAUAAGAAGUUUCUCCAAUGGGGCUUUGGCAACCUGCUUGGGCGCCUCACGAGGCCCAAGGUGUGGAACGUGCGAAAAAUAGUAGAGGGCUCGGUCUGCGAGCCCAGUUCCGCGAAGAGAUACCCGACCCGACGAAAUCUGGCGGAAUUUGAGGCCCUGUUGGAUGAUCUUGCAGCUACCGUUGCCGGGCGGAUGCAGAAGCACAACCCUGUGGGCGCCAUCCGGAAGAUCAUGGCGUGUGCUGCUCCGAUGAACGAGCUCCUGACUGAGACAGCGCCGUGGUCGCUGGUCAAGUCGCCCAAUCUUGCAGACAAAGAGCUCGCGGAACACGUACUAUUCCUAGUAGCUGAAGGGUUGCGGCUCUCGGGCAUCCUUCUACAGCCAUUCCUGCCCGACAAGGCUGCCCAACUGCUUGACAUCCUCGGCGUUGCCCAGGACAAGCGGACGUUUGACCACGCCCUCCUCCGGUGUGAUCUGGAUUAUGGAGUCCCGAUGGUAGAUCCCGGAACCGGCCGUGCUGAUGGUCUCUUCCCUCCCUUGAUUGAGGACAUGGAUGUCGAGUUUCACGGGUCUGUGAAGAAGAAGACCAAGAAAGGGACGAGCAAGCGCCCGACUGAGCGGACAACAGAGCAGACAAUAGAGGACUAAGGGCUGACGUGUCGCUGCUGCUCGGCAUGUCUCCGAAAGGCGACUUGCAGGCAUGUGUACGACUAAACGGCGUGUUGUACAUGAUACUGGCUCUAGAUGUGAGAUACCCUGUCACUAUACUGUACAACGAUAGAUAUAUGAUCCAAACAACCGUGGGAAAACACAGCAUGGUGACGCCUCCCCCCCCCCCCCCCCGGGGUGGGCCAAUGCUCAAUUACAGCAUAACCCC
Molecule: messenger RNA, 2214 nt
Organism: Chaetomium fimeti
Lineage: Eukaryota; Fungi; Ascomycota; Sordariomycetes; Sordariales; Chaetomiaceae
Product: tRNA synthetases class I (M)-domain-containing protein
Exons: 3
Coding region: 69-1985 (638 amino acids)
Biological process (GO): methionyl-tRNA aminoacylation
Molecular function (GO): methionine-tRNA ligase activity; ATP binding
Source: RefSeq, a predicted model, not a curated record